AUGGCCAAUACGGAACAAACCAACAAUCCUUCCAGCCCCUAUUAUCUUCACCCGGGAGAAAACCCAGGUAUUUCACUUAUUUCACAGAUUCUUGAUGAAUCAAAUUAUACUUCUUGGAGCAGAAGUAUGAGAAGGGCGCUAUUAUCCAAAAACAAGCUGAAGUUUAUAAAUGGAGAGAUCAAGAAACCGAAAAGAGAGGAUGCUCUUUAUGAUGCUUGGGAAAGGAAUAAUAUGAUGGUAUUGUCUUGGAUUAUCAAGACUCUCUCGGUUCACAUAGCUGAAAGUGUUGUCUAUGUUGAAGAUGCUCAAGAACUAUGGGAGGAGUUAAAAGAGAGGUUCUCAAAGGGAGACCAUUUCAAAUUUUCAGAUUUGCUGCAAGAAAUUCACUCCAUCAAGCAAGGGGAGAGAACUGUGAAUCAGUAUUUCACAUAUUUGAAAAUACUGUGGGAAGAACUCGAAUUUUUGAGACCCAUUCCUAGUUGUAGCUACAAGAUUCCUUAUAGCUGUGAUCUUUCAAAAGCUGGGCACAAAUAUAGGGAGAUGGAACAUGUUAUAUGUUUCUUGAAAGGCCUAAAUGAUUGCUAUAAUACUGUUAGAACGCAGAUUUUGCUAAUGGAACCCCUACCCAACAUUAAUCGGGUCUUCUCCCUCAUCAUACAACAAGAGAGGCAAGAAAGGCAAGAAAAACAUGAAUCUGGACACACUAGCCAGACUGAAAUUAAGGUGCUUGCCAGCAACACUGACAAACAAAGUAAUUGGAAGAAUGAUCAAAACUGGAAGGGCUAUGGACGUGGUUUUUCUGGUCGUGGACAAGGAAGGGGCAGAGGAAGAAAUCCUAACCAAGGAAAGCAAUGUUCCUAUUGCCAUAAAAUGAAUCAUACCAUUGAGGAAUGUUAUUCUAAACAUGGAUAUCCUCCAUGGUACAAGAAAGGUGAUAAUAGCGGACAGAACAGCUUUGCUCAGAAUCAGUGGGGAAAUACUAAUGUUUGCACCACUACAGCUGACCCACAAAACAACCAACACUCACAGAGUAAUCAACAAAGCAAUUUUAACAGCAUUCAAAGUACUUUCACUCCAGAACAAAUGAAAAGACUUCUCGAAAUGUUAGACAGCACAGAAAAGUCCUCACACAGUGUCAGUCAAAUUCACAAAGAUAUCAUAGAGGAUANACAAGGUAUGUUUUCCUGGAUAAUGGACACAGGAGCUACAGAUCAUGUUACCCAUGAUAAAAAUUCAUUCACAACAUUUUAUAAAAUCAAACCUAUAUCUGUUAGAUUACCAAACAAAUCCACUGUCACAGCCCAUUAUGCUGGAACAGUGCAGUUUUCUCCAAAUUUUACUAUUUUCAAUGUUUUAUACAUACCAGAUUUCACUUUUAAUCUAAUAUCUGUCCAAUCCUUGACUAAAGACACAAAUUGCAUACUAACUUUCUCUUCUGAGUUAUGUAAAAUACAGGACAGAACCACAUUGAGGAUGAUUGGAUGUGUUAAAGUAUAUAAUGGGCUCUACUACUUACAAAAUGCUGCAAAGGAACCUAACUCUUAUGCAGAGGCCAGAGGAAGUCUUGAAUGGGUUGAUGCUAUGAACAAAGAAAUUAAAGCCUUGGAGUACAAUGGAACCUGGUUCUUGACUAAAUUACCUCCUGGUAAGAAAGCUAUAGGCUGUAAGUGGGUUUACAAGAUCAAACAUAGAGCUGAUGGGACUGUGGAGAGGUAUAAAUCUCGGUUAGUUGCAAAAGGAUAUACCCAACAGAGGGUAUAG
Molecule: messenger RNA, 1761 nt
Organism: Vigna radiata var. radiata (mung bean)
Lineage: Eukaryota; Viridiplantae; Streptophyta; Magnoliopsida; Fabales; Fabaceae
Exons: 1
Coding region: 1-1761 (586 amino acids)
Source: RefSeq, a predicted model, not a curated record